This is a messenger RNA of Dentiscutata heterogama, 3181 nucleotides long. NCBI's taxonomy places the organism in Eukaryota, Fungi, Glomeromycota, Glomeromycetes, Diversisporales, Gigasporaceae. The record is from the annotation of a GenBank genome assembly.
AACAUUAUUUACGCAAGCUCGUGGUCGUACGGACUUGGCAGAAAAAAAUGACACUUCUACAGAAAAUUCAAGUAAUGAUGUGUCGAAAAAGCCUUCGAGAAAAUUGAGCAAAACAUAUGAUCCAUCGAUCGUUGAACAAGGAUGGUAUGAUUGGUGGGAAUGUAAAGGAUUCUUUGGAUCGAACAAUAUGGGCGAAAAUCUUAAAGAAUCCACAAAAAACUUUACAAUGCUUGCACCGCCGCCUAACAUUACUGGUAAUUUACAUAUUGGACAUGCUUUGACACUUAGCAUUCAGGAUGCAAUUGUUAGAUGGUAUCGAAUGUCUGGCUAUCAGGUAUCAUGGAUACCUGGAACGGAUCAUGCUGGUAUCGGAACACAAUCAGUUGUAGAACGGCAGCUUUAUAAGACAAAAAAUCUUACUCGACAUGACCUUGGUCGCGAAAAUUUUAUUAACGAAGUGUGGAAAUGGCGCGAGCUUCAUGGAAAUCGAAUUAUCGAGCAAAUGAGAUGUUUAGGUGCAUCACUAGAUUGGCAAAAUCUAUUUUUUACUAUGGAUCCUCCUCGAUCACAUGCCGUGACGAAUGCAUUUGUCAAGCUAUUUAAUGAUGGAAUGGUUUAUAGAGAUACAAGACUUGUUAACUGGUGCUGUGCUUUGGGAACUGCGAUUUCAGAUAUCGAAGUAGAUUAUGAAACUGUACAAAAACAAACGUUAUUGAAAAUUCCUGGCCAUAAAGAAAGUGUCGAAUUUGGCGUUUUACACAAAUUUGCUUAUCCUGUUGCUGACAUAUCAAGCGGUCUCUCGGAAUUAAUCGUGGCAACAACCAGAAUUGAAACAAUAUUAGGUGAUUGCGCUGUGGCGAUACAUCCUGAUGAUCCACGAUACAAGUCGCUGCAUGGUAAAGAAGUUAUUCAUCCUUUACUAAACAAGCGAAUACCAAUUGUAUGUGAUGCCGAGCUAGUGGACAUGCAGUUUGCAACUGGAGUUGUCAAGGUGACGCCUGGGCAUGAUAUCAGUGAUUACGCUUGUGCUCGAAGACACCAAUUGCCAAUUAUAAAUAUUUUGAACAAAGAUGGAACACUGAAUGAAAAUUGUGGUAUUACAGACUUAAUUAACAAGGAUCGAUUUGAAGUUCGCAAGGAUAUUAUAAAUCGGCUCCAAUUAUUGGGAUAUUAUCGUGGGAAGGAUGUAAAUCAUGAAAUGAGAAUUGCUAAGUGCUCAAGAUCUGGUGAUAUUAUCGAACCUUUGCUACAACCUCAAUGGUAUAUUAAGUGCAAAGAUAUGCAACUUAGAGCCUUAAAAGACGUCGAAAAUGGAAAAAUGCAGAUCCAACCUAGUUACCAUGUUGAAGAAUGGAAUCGAUGGUUAGGAAAUAUUCAAGAUUGGUGUAUUUCAAGACAAUUAUGGUGGGGACAUCCAGUUCCAGCGUAUAAUUUAACUUAUGAAGGGCAAGAAUCUGAUGAAGGAUUAUGGUUUGCUGCAACUUCAUUGUUGGAAGCUGAACAAUUUGUCAAGAAAUAUUUUCAACAAAACAACAUUUCUUUACAAACAAAUUACACUCUGAAACAAGAUGAAGAUGUAUUGGAUACAUGGUUCUCAUCAGCAUUAUUACCAUUGUCAUCUUUGAACUGGAAAGGUGACCAAAAUAUUCCCGAGAAUUACCCUACAACAAUGAUAGAAACAGGGUUCGAUAUUUUAUUCUUCUGGAUAGCUCGAAUGACGAUGUUAUGUACUUAUUUCUCAGGGGAACCUCCUUUUAAAAGAAUUUUAUUACAUGCAAUGGUUCGAGAUGCGCAAGGGCGUAAAAUGUCAAAAUCACUUGGAAACGUAAUCGAUCCGUUAAAUGUAAUUGAAGGUGUCACAUUAGAAGAAAUGCAUCAAACAAUACAUAAUAGUAACUUAUCGAAAUAUGAAAUAGAAAAAAGUAUUAAACUCUUAUCAAGAGAAUUUCCUGAGGGAAUUAAAGCAUGUGGUACUGACUCAUUAAGAUUUGGUUUGGUAAAUUAUACUCAACAGUCCAGACAAAUCAAUCUUAAUAUCUCAUAUAUCACAUCUGUCUUACAUUUUUGUAACAAACUUUGGAACUUGUUCAAAUUCUCAAACGAUCGUUUCUCAUCUUUAAAUCACAUCACACACAUUAAAGAAACAGUAUCUUGCAAUUCAUUUUUAGAAUCUAAAAGUAAUUUAACAUUAAUAGAUAGAUAUAUAUUAUCAAGAUUAUCUAAUACAGUAACAAAGUGUCAACUGGGGUUUGAAAAUUUUGAAUUAUUUGAAGUCACAAGGGUUGUGAAGGAUUUCAUAGUUGAAGAUUUAUGCGGGAUUUAUUUGGAAUUUAUCAAACCUAUCUUGUAUGAUAAUUCUGAAAAUACUGACAAAAAGGUUCAAAAAACGGCUUUAAAAGUAUUAGAAACUUGUUUAGAUACAUCACUUAGACUGUUACACCCUUUUAUGCCAUUUAUAACGGAGGAGUUAUGGCAGAGUCUUGUUGAAAGGUGUGAUAAUAAUAUAAAGUUGGGAACUCCAGAAUCGAUAAUGGUGUCAAGAUAUCCGAAAGUUGCAGAUUUUGAAAAUCAGAAGGAUUAUACUGUUGAAGACGAUAUGAAGAUGGUUUUGAGCGUAAUCCAUGCAGCAAGAUCACUUCGCCAAAGUAAUAACAUACCACUCGGACAACAAUUACCAUUUAUCAUAUGGUCGGAUGACCGAGGUUUAUUAGGUGAUCAAGGUCUAAUUAAAAAAUAUUUUCAAGAUAUAAAAAAGUUUAUUAAAGCUUCCGAAAUUCGAGUGAUCGAUGACAAUAUUCAAGAUGAAUCUGUAAAGACUUUACUAACGGAUUCGGCGGUAACUUUGAUUUCUACAAAUCUAAAAGUUUACGUUCCAAUGAGUUCAAUCUUAGAAAUUCAGAAAAGUACUGAUGGCAAGGACAAAGUCAAAGCUUCAAGUGAUAAUUCAUCUGGUAUUCCCAGAACUGAAAACUUGUCAAGACUGAUUAAAAAAUAUGAAAAAAUUUCAAAUGAGAUUGAAAAUUUGCAAGGAAGGAUCACUAAAGUUGAAUAUUUGAAAAAAGUUCCUGAAAAAGUUAAAGAGAAUGACAGGAAAAAAUUAAUGUUAUUGAUCGAUCAGAAGAAUGACUUGGAAAAGAACAUAAAGUUGUCUCAAAAUAUAAAUGAAUAUAUUCAAAGUUAA